CAGCUUGUUAUCGUCCCCGGGAUUUCUGCAAAUAGUUCCGGGUGCCAGCGAGUCCCGUUGAAAGAUGGCUGGGCAUUCAGUCUUGCUGGCUGCCGUCUCUGUCCUUUCUGCCUGUCAGCAAAGUUACUUUGCUUUGCAUGUAGGAAAAGCAAGAUUAAAGUACAAAAUCACAGCCCCUGCCGUCUCUGGGUCACCAGAGUUUGAGAGAAUAUUCCGUGCACAGCAAAACUGCGUGGAGUUUUACCCGGUGUUCCUGGUCACACUGUGGAUAGCUGGAUGGUAUUUCAACCAAGUUUUCGCUUCUGGCCUGGGCCUGGUGUACAUGUAUGCCCGUCACGAGUACUUCUGGGGUUAUUCAGAAGCUGCUAAAAAGAGGAUCACGUGCUUCCGGUGGAGUCUGGGGGUUUUGGCCUUGAUGACCCUCCUAGGUGCCCUGGGCAUUGCCAACAGCCUUCUGGAUGAAUACCUGGACCUCGACGUUGCCAAGAAACUGAAGAGGUCCUUCUGAUUCCGCCUCCCUUGCUCCUUGAUGCGCAGAAGCUGUUUUACCCUGAAGGUUUUAUGGGGAUUCUGCUUCAAUUAAAAAAAGCAAAGUUAGGCCUCCCCAGUGGCGCAGCGGUUGAGCGCUGGGUUGUGAGGCUGCCCCCGGCCUCUGCAGCGCUAGUUCGAUCCCCGGCUGCUCCCCGGCCACCGGAGGAGGGUCCCACAUGGCGCGCAGACCUCUCCUGCCACCCGCUGCUCCCCUCAGCAGUGUCCUUCGGUCCUUCUGCCUGCUCUGCUCCCCGCUCUGGCUCUGGUGAAUUCUCUCGCCCUCCCGCGCUUCUGACUGUACCCAGUGCUUGUAUAAACAA
Talpa occidentalis (Iberian mole) is the source of this 851-nucleotide messenger RNA. RefSeq names its product microsomal glutathione S-transferase 2 (gene MGST2). Gene Ontology annotation, molecular function: glutathione peroxidase activity; leukotriene-C4 synthase activity; enzyme activator activity. The transcript is spliced from 5 exons. Bases 65 to 508 code for a protein of 147 amino acids. Gene Ontology annotation, cellular component: endoplasmic reticulum; nuclear envelope; membrane. Gene Ontology annotation, biological process: leukotriene biosynthetic process. Lineage: Eukaryota; Metazoa; Chordata; Mammalia; Eulipotyphla; Talpidae. The record is from RefSeq and is a predicted model, not a curated record.